CGCUAACUGUGCUCACAAGCCUCCCAAACCUCGUAUUGGUCAGUCGGUCUGCAGCUACUAACAAAAUCAGACACCAAAAGUCCCGCAAUCUGAAAACACCCAAAAGACCUGCACAGCCAGAGACUACAAAGCAUAUCACAUAACUGUGAAGUGGACAAACGAGCAGUGCACGGACCAAAAUGGCAUUCCGCGUGGCCGGACUCUUCCUCAAAAAGGAGCUUGUGGCUCCCGCAAAGCAGCAACUGCGUCUGUUGGGCACCUCCUAUACGGCCCGCUCCCAGUUCUUGGCCAACUCGCCAAACACCGCGCUGGACAAAAGUAUCCUGCAGCGAUACCGAAACCUGGAAACGCCUGCCAACCGGGUGCAAGCCACUUACCUAUGGAUCGAUGGCACCGGUGAGAACAUCCGACUUAAAGACCGCGUCCUAGACAAGGUUCCCAGUUCUGUUGAGGACCUGCCAGACUGGCAGUAUGACGGUAGCUCCACCUACCAGGCGCACGGGGAAAAUUCGGACACCACGCUCAAGCCGCGUGCCCUCUAUCGCGAUCCAUUUAAGCCGGGCAAGAACGACGUGAUUGUCCUGUGCGACACCUAUAGUGCUGAUGGCAAGCCGACGGCCUCCAACAAGCGGGCUGCCUUUCAGGCGGGAGUUGAAAAGAUCGGUGAGCAGGAGCCCUGGUUCGGCAUCGAGCAAGAAUACACUUUGCUUGACGUGGACGGACGUCCCUUUGGCUGGCCAGAGAACGGUUUCCCGGCACCACAAGGACCCUAUUACUGCGGUGUGGGAGCCGACCGUGUCUACGCUCGCGAUCUCGUGGAGGCCCAUGCCGUGGCCUGCUUAUAUGCGGGGAUCCAUUUCGCCGGCACCAAUGCCGAAGUAAUGCCCGCCCAGUGGGAAUACCAAGUUGGUCCCAGUGAAGGUUUGAAGGCAAGUGACGAUUUGUGGGUAUCACGCUACAUCUUGCAGCGCAUUGCAGAGGAGUACGGCGUGGUAGUAACUUUCGACCCUAAGCCGAUGGAGGGCCAGUGGAAUGGAGCCGGCGCCCAUACCAACUUUUCGACGAAAGCCAUGCGUGCCGAGGGAGGUAUAAAAGCCAUAGAAGAGGCUAUCGAGAAGCUGAGUAAGCACCAUGAGCGGCACAUCAAGGCCUAUGACCCCAAAGAGGGCAAGGACAAUGAACGUCGCCUUGUUGGUCGCCUCGAGACUUCCAGCAUAGACAAGUUUUCCUGGGGCGUUGCUAACCGGGCCGUAAGUGUAAGAGUGCCGCGUGGCGUGGCGACAGCCGGAAAAGGAUAUUUCGAGGAUCGUCGGCCUAGCUCGAACUGUGACCCCUACGCCGUGUGCGGUGCUAUCGUCCGCACAUGUCUGCUCAACGAAUAGGCGUAGAUGACGAUUGAGUAACGGGACUAAUGGGUUCAAUAUCCUUUGUAAAUAGUAUAUUACGGAGUUCUGGAGCCUGUCUGAUUAUUUGGUUACUUUUGAAUUCAUUAGGAGCAAAAUUUUGUUUGCUUAUGCAAAAAGACAGUAGAACGAGGCACGAAAAGCGUGUGUAUAGCAUUUAAGAGUAAGGGUGGGUGGCAAGAAGAACCGAACAGGAUAAAAAUUUUACCUGAACUUAAUGGGGUCCCAAUAAUAAUCUGCCAUAAAUAUUUUACAGAUAACGUAUACCUUAUUUUUGCUUUAACUAAAUAAUAAAAAAUAAACUCUACAUUAUGCACUAUCUUAA
Molecule: messenger RNA, 1728 nt
Organism: Drosophila eugracilis
Lineage: Eukaryota; Metazoa; Arthropoda; Insecta; Diptera; Drosophilidae
Gene: Gs1
Product: glutamine synthetase 1, mitochondrial
Exons: 2
Coding region: 180-1382 (400 amino acids)
Cellular component (GO): cytoplasm
Molecular function (GO): glutamine synthetase activity
Source: RefSeq, a predicted model, not a curated record